AUGGCAAAUCAACCUCUUACAUUGGACGAGCUUUGGAAGGAAUGUGAGAAACCAUUCCAAGAUCUCUUUAUUCAUUUAAAGGAGGGUCUCACAAAGGAAAAAUAUAUUAAGUUAUACACUAAUGUUUAUAACUACUGUUCAACACAAAAUGAAGGUGUUCUCAAAGAUUUCUAUCCUCGAAUUUCAAAUUUAAUCAAACAAAAGGCCAAGGAGAUUAUGGAGAAAGCAGACGGUUUACCAAAUGAUGACCUUUUAUUAUUCUUUAGAAAUAAAUGGAACGAUUGGAAGUUUUCAAGCAGAGUCUUAAAGAAUUUAUUAGAGCCAGUCAACAAAAUCUAUACUUCAGAUGGAGGUAAAACCCAACAACAACAAUCUUCAAGCGAUCAAACAAAUACUUCAAAGAUCUUAAUUGAUUCUUUGAAUGCAUGGAGAGAUGCUGCCUUCAAACCACUCAAUAGCAGAUUGUUGACUGCUUUGGAAACCAUUAUCUUGAAGGACAGAAAUGGUGAUUCAACCAAUUUACAAGUUUUAAGUGACACUUUGGAAUGUUAUGUACAACUUGGACAAGAUAAAAAUAAAUUGCAAGUGUACAUUGACCAUUUCGAAACCACCUUCCUCAAGUCGACCGAGGAUUUCUACAGAAUCGAAUCUGCUGAAUUUGUUGCCAAGAAUGGUAUUCCACAAUAUAUGAAGCACAUUUCUGUCAGAAUUGAACAAGAAACCACUCGUGUCCAAAAGUUUAUGCCAAUCACCACAUUGGACAAGCUCAACAUUCGUCUCAACGAAACAUUGAUCGUCAACUUUAAGGAUCAAUUUGCCGAAAAGUUCUUGGAUCUCUUGAGUGAAAACAAGAAUGAUGAAUUGACUAUGAUGUACAAUCUCCUCUUUAGAGUCAACCAUCUUGAAUCACUCCGCAAGAAUCUCCAAGAUUUCAUCAAAAAGGAGGGUAUCAAAGAGAUUGAAAACGAUCUCAAAGAAUCGCAAGAAAAGCCACAAGUUCUUAUUGGCCAUUUGUUAGAGACCUACAACAGAUUCAAUCGUCUUAUCCGUGAAUCUUUCUCCAAUGACACCACCUUCCUUGCUGCCAUGGAUCGUUCAUUUGCCCACGUCAUCAAUGAAAACCCAGCUUCCUACGACCAAAAGAAGAAGGAAUCUACCAUCCCAGUCGUCCUUGCCAAGUUUUGUGAUCAAAUCCUCCGUAAGGGUCCAUAUCACAUCAGUGAUGAAGGAGAGUUGGAAAAGAAGUUGGCCGAAGCCGUCUGCCUCUUCAAGUACCUCCCAGACAAGGAUAUUUUCAUGCUCAAUUACCAAAAGAUGUUGUCAAAGCGUUUGGUCGAAGAUCUCUCUGCCUCUGAAGAUGCCGAAGCAUCCAUGAUCAACAAACUCAAGACUCAUCAAGGUUUCGAUUAUUGCACAAAGUUAACUAGAAUGAUUAACGAUAUGAGACUUUGCAAGGAUAUCAAUGCCAAUUUCCAAACUUAUCUUAAUGAAAACAGUUUGACUUUACCUUACACAUUUAACUUUUAUGUACUCACCAAUGGUUCAUGGUCUUUGACAAACAAGACUAGCAGCAAUCCAUUUAAACCACCUAGUGAAAUGCUUUCAUCCAUUACCUAUUUUGAAAAAUAUUACAAAUCUAGUUUCAAGGGUAGAGUUUUAACAUUCUUGUACGAUUUCUCAAGAGCUGAUGUUGACUCACGUCAAGUACGUGGUAAGAUUUACAAGUUGGCCACAACUGCCUACCAAAUGGCUAUCCUCUUGUUGCUCAACACUCAAGACAAGGUUACCAGAUUCCAAAUCCUCGACUCUAUUGGUUUGGAUGAAAACUCGAUCAGAUUACCAUUGCUCGCUUUAAUGAAGACUGGAAUUAUCGAAAGUGACAAGCCAGACUACAAGGAGUGGAACAAUGAUACCUCCUUCUCUAUCAAUGCCAAGUUUGCAUCAAAGAAGAUGAAGGUCAACUGCAAUGUUGCCGUCCAAAUUGGUGAAACCAAGACAUCUGAAGGUGCCCAAACCGUAUCAAAUAGCGAAAUUGAAAAGGAACGUUAUUUCAAGUUACAGGCCGCCAUUGUACGUAUUAUGAAGUCAAAGAAGGUACUCUCUCACAACGAUCUCGUCGUCGAGACCACCAACCAAGUCUCCAAGUGGUUUGCUCCAAAGAUUGCCACAAUCAAAAAGGCUAUCGAGUAUCUCAUUGAACAAGAAUAUAUUAGAAGAACUGCCGAUGAUAAUCCAAACCAAAGAAAAUACGAGUACAUGGCUUAA
This is a messenger RNA of Cavenderia fasciculata, 2265 nucleotides long. RefSeq names its product cullin E (gene culE). Bases 1 to 2265 code for a protein of 754 amino acids. Lineage: Eukaryota; Evosea; Eumycetozoa; Acytosteliales; Cavenderiaceae. The transcript is spliced from 7 exons. Gene Ontology annotation, cellular component: cullin-RING ubiquitin ligase complex. Gene Ontology annotation, biological process: ubiquitin-dependent protein catabolic process; protein ubiquitination. The record is from RefSeq and is a predicted model, not a curated record. Gene Ontology annotation, molecular function: ubiquitin protein ligase binding.